This is a messenger RNA of Sabethes cyaneus, 842 nucleotides long. RefSeq lists its product as uncharacterized. Bases 14 to 490 code for a protein of 158 amino acids. The transcript has 2 exons. The record is from RefSeq and is a predicted model, not a curated record. Lineage: Eukaryota; Metazoa; Arthropoda; Insecta; Diptera; Culicidae.
AGUGAAAAUCGAAAUGAAGAUCAUUCUGGUGGGUUUGCUGCUUGCAGUGGGUGCCGCCCACGGAUCGUAUCAUCCCUACUACCCUGGAUAUAAUCCGUUCGCAGCACUGCAAGCAUUAGGCCUAUACAAUCCGUUUGUUCCUCUUGCUCCGCAAGUUCCGUUCUCCGGUACAUACGCCUAUCACGAUGGUUACCGGCCAACGGUAGUGCAAGCCAACAACGGAGGAUAUCGAUACCCAUAUGGCGUCCCUAGUCCGGUGCGUUAUUCGUGGAACCCAUGGGGUGCUCCGGCUCCAGUUGCAGUUCCAGCUCCACCGGCGGCUUUAACCAGCUAUCACUACCUAAGUCAUCCAGCAUAUCCAUUGCCGACGAAGACGAUAGUCCAGGCCAAUCUUGGCAAACCAGAUCCGUGGAAUUAUGGUGCCUUUUAUGGAACCGGAAUCUACGGGUUUGGCUUUAACAAUUACGUUCCCGUGAUUAGGUUGGCAUAAUGAAUAUGCUUUACGCUAAUUGGAGAUGUUAGAAAAACUGCCUAGUUUUAUUUUUAAUCCAGUCUGUACAAGAAAUUAUGUUCUGCCAUCUGUGUAGAGUGUUUCGUAAGUGAUUGUUUAAAAUACAACAGUUUUAUUGUUACUGCAAAGUGAUGAAUUUCCCGUGAUAUUUUUUCUCAGCUGUUUACCAACUGACCUCAAUUAAUUUUGGUAUUUUUAUGUAUUCAUUCGCUCAAUUAAAAUUAAAUUUUGAUAUCUGUGAUAUGUGUACGGAUAGAUUAGCUGUAAUGCAAAUAGCGUUUAAUUACAAAUAUGAAAUUGGUCAUUAGCGAAGUCGACAUCACCAGAUAAU